CCAGAGCCACAGGCCUUAACAGGCUCGCGCGUGCAUGCAUGCGCGCGCACGGCACAUGCGCACAUGCCCUUGCUCGCACAGACCUCCAAGCUCCACUGGGGCAGCCCCUGGACUGGUCCCCAACGUUGAUGGGGAACCGCAGCUGCCCUCCCCCUCCCGCCCCCACGGGUGCCUUCCUCCUUCCUCUUUCUACUACUGUUCUGCCCUUUCCCAGGCGGCUUCCUUAUAGGUCUCAGGUUCCCCUCCGAGGCUUUGAGGUCUGGGCUGCCCUGGAGGACAUGGCAAGGGGCCCUGACAACGUGCGGAAAUGGUCAACCCUGGCGCUGCUGGCCAUCAUGGGCACAGCUCUGACAGAGGCCAUCAACCCUGGUUUCGUGGCCAUAAUCUCCCAGAAGGGUCUGGACUUCGCUUGCCAGGAGGGUGUGGCAGUGUUGCAGAAGGACCUAGAAGGUAUCAAAGUUCCCGAUUUCUCUGGAGUCUUUAAGGUGAAGCACCUGGGAAGAAAUUACUAUAAAUUCUACAGUAUGGCUGUGGUUGGAUUUUAUAUUCCUAAUCCCCAGAUCAAUCUGCAGCCCGUUGAUAGUCUCCAGCUGUCCAUCAAGGAUGCCAGCAUCGAGAUCAUUGGAAAAUGGACAUCAAAGAAGAACCUCUUAAAAGCCGGUGGCAAGUUUAGCCUACGUAUCCAAGGUGUCUCCAUCUCCGCUGACCUGAAGCUGUUCAGGAACCCCUCAGGCCACAUCGCUGUUGAGUGUUCCACCUGCAGCAGUCACAUUGACAGUGUCCAUGUCCAAAUCUCAGGCAGCAUGCUGGGGUGGCUGAUCCAGCUAUUCCACAAGAAUAUCGAGGCUUCCCUGAGAAACAUCAUUUAUUCAAAGGUCUGCAAGAUCGUGACAAACUCUGUGACCACCAAGCUGCAUCCUUAUGUCCAGACUCUUCCAGUGAUAGCUAGAGUGGAUGAAGCGGCCGCGAUUGACUACAGUUUGCUGGUCGUGACAACCACAUCUGAGUUCCUGAAGGGGCAGCUAAAGGGGGAAUUUUUCUGUCAGGGACACCGCAUCCCACUUCCUAUUACCCCACCAGCAAUGAAUUUUUUUUCCAACAAUGACCACAUGGUGCACCUGGGCAUCUCCGACUACUUCUUUAACAGCGCAGGAUUUGCAUAUCAUGAGUGUGGGAUCUUGAAGAUAACCCUGAGGGACCAUAUGUUGCCAACAGAUUCCAAAUUCCGCCUGAACACUGAGUUCCUUGGGAUCUUCCUGCCUAAGGUGGCCAUGAAGUUUCCCAGCACAGAGGUGCAGCUCCUCAUCUCAGCCUCUUUGCCUCCACAACUGAGCAUACAGCCCUCAGGCCUCUUGCUGGACCCUGCCAUGGAGACCCAGGCCUUUGCCGUGCUCCCCAACGCCUCCCUGGUCCCUCUUUUCCUGCUUCGCAUGGUAAGCUGGAACACAAACGCCUCUUUGGAACUGGACGCUGAAGCAAACAGACUCGUUGGAGAGAUGAAGCUAGAAAAGCUGACAUUGGAACUGAAGCACUCUGAUUUUGGCUUCUUUGAGGUGGAGUUGCUACAGGCUGCCAUAAACUACCUCGUGCCCAUAAUGGUGCUGCCCAAGAUCAAUGAGAGGCUGCGUAAAGGCAUUCCUCUCCCUUUGCCUGCUGGGGUCCAGCUCAACAACCUCAUGUUUCAGUCCUACCAGAAUUUCCUGGUGCUUGGAGCAGAUAUCCACCGGAUCUGAGCGAUCACCGCAGGCCCUGGGCCUGGGAGCUCUGCAGG
Molecule: messenger RNA, 1771 nt
Organism: Phodopus roborovskii (desert hamster)
Lineage: Eukaryota; Metazoa; Chordata; Mammalia; Rodentia; Cricetidae
Product: bactericidal permeability-increasing protein
Exons: 15
Coding region: 39-1733 (564 amino acids)
Biological process (GO): negative regulation of interleukin-8 production; lipopolysaccharide-mediated signaling pathway; defense response to Gram-negative bacterium
Molecular function (GO): lipopolysaccharide binding
Source: RefSeq, a predicted model, not a curated record